UCACCAACCCCAACUUCUCCCUUUACCUCUCUCAAUCAUUUCAAUUGCCUCGACAAGUUCAGAGCGCUCGCCUCACGCUCUAUAUAACCAAAAGCCAUCAGCAAUGGCCGACGUUGCAACUCCCAACACUUCGAAGGUGACCACGAGCGAUGCCCCCACAGAGGGCAAGCAGCAGUUCGUGAGGCCAGAGAAGCCAGAUGAGGACGCAUAUAAGGAGAACCUCGCUAAGGCCGAAAAGGCCCACGCGAGUGCCCAAGAGAAGUUUAACGCCGUUAAAGCAAAGUUCGACCUUGCCCGACCCAACAACAAGGACAGCCCGAAUGCGAAGCGCCAGCAGGAGCUCAAGACCGAGCUCAACCAGAUUCGCCAGACACAACAAGGCAACAAGUCCUCCCGCAGCGCAGUCCACGAGCGCAUCAAGAAACUCGAUGAGCAACUCAAGUCCCGCUUGAACGAGCUCAAGACAGCCAAGGGCAAGGUUAACUACAAGUCUACGGAUGAUGUUGACCGAGAGAUCGCUCAUCUUCAGAAGCAGGUCGAUACUGGAACCAUGAAGUUGGUUGACGAGAAGAAGGCUCUUACUGAGAUCACCAACUUGAACAAGCUCCGCAAGAACUUCUCCACAUUCGACUCGCAGCAGAAGGGCAUUGACGAUGUCAAGGCUCAGAUCGCUGAGCAGAAGAAGCUCUUGGACGAUCCCGAACAGAAGGCCCUCAGCGAAAAGUACACCAAGUUGCAGACCGAGUUGGAUGGUCUCAAGGCGGAGCAGGAUGAGGCUUUCAAGAGCAUGAAGGAACUCAGGGACCAAACGGACAAGGCUCGCGCCGAUCAGCAGGCCAAAUACCAGGCAAUCAAGCAGCUCAAGGAUACCUACUAUCAGCAGAAGCGAGCUUUCUCCGACUACGACUACCAGGCCCGCAAGGCGCGUCAAGAGCGCAGGCGUCAAGAGCAGUUGGAGUGGCAGGCCGGUAAGCGCAAAGAGGCCGCCAGCAAGCGUCUUGAGGAGGCCAGCGCCCCUGCCUACCAGGACGAGAUUCUUGCUUGCGAAGGUCUCAUUCGCUACUUCGAUCCUUCUGCUCUCCCCGCAAAAGAGAGCGCUGUCGCAAGCAAAUUCGCUGCAUCCGCCCAGCGCACCGUUGACGACUCCGGCUUCAAGGGCACUCGUUUGUCCAAGAAGGAUGACGACGAGGAGUCUUACUUCGUUGGUGGCGGUGGAAAGAAGAACAAGAAGGGAAAGAAGGGCGGUGCGGCACCUGCAGCCCCCGCAGAGGCCAAGUUCAACCUCAGCAUCGGCGUCAUUGAAGAGCUGUCUAAGGUUGGCGUUGACGCACCCUCCAGCCAGGCUGAUGUUCCUGCGACUGUUGAGAAGCUCAAGGCCAAGCUUGCCCACUGGAAGGAGGACCAGGACCGCAAGACGAAGGAGAAUAUUGCAAAGGCACAGAAGGAGAUCGAUCGCCUCGAGGCAGAGGACGCUGAAGAGGACCAUGGCGCAAAGGAUACCGCACGCAAGCCUAGCCAAAAGAAUCAGGCUGUCAAUGGUGAUGCUGUGGACGCAGCUGCCGAGCUAGAGCAGGAGAAGGACGGCGCAGCUGAUGCCGCCGAAGAGCUCAAGAAGGCCAAAAUCGAGGACAGCACCACUGCAGAGUCAUAAAAGCUCUAGCAACGAUUCGGCUGGCGCGUGCCAAACAGCCGUGAUGGGGGAAACUCUUUGCAUCUGUUCAAGAUAUUCCGGUGACUAAAGAUUUGACCUGGGGACAUCUUGGACAAAAGCAUAUUGUUAUCAUCUUGAAGCGUUACAUUUGUUCGUCUACAGCUCCCAUCACACACCUCUUCAUCUCCUUCUAUCCAUUUUCCAAAAAAAGGUACACUUUCUUGUGGCAUCAUUUACACGCCGUAGAGGUUUUCCUGGAUACCUAUGAAUUUAUCAAAUGCAUCUCCUUCAUCUCACA
Aaosphaeria arxii CBS 175.79 is the source of this 1949-nucleotide messenger RNA. RefSeq lists its product as uncharacterized. NCBI's taxonomy places the organism in Eukaryota, Fungi, Ascomycota, Dothideomycetes, Pleosporales. Gene Ontology annotation, cellular component: nuclear outer membrane-endoplasmic reticulum membrane network; ribonucleoprotein complex; endoplasmic reticulum. Gene Ontology annotation, molecular function: mRNA binding. Gene Ontology annotation, biological process: intracellular mRNA localization. The coding region runs from base 104 to 1651 and encodes 515 amino acids. The transcript is spliced from 3 exons. The record is from RefSeq and is a predicted model, not a curated record.